AUGCAUGCGUACGUCAAGAAUGCGACUGAGGAAGAACUCAAACAGCCCUGGAACACGAGUAACCAAUGCGUCAAGCAGAGGAUUGCAAAAGAUGAGGAAUCCCCGAGUUCCUUAUCAUUCACUCGUCUGGUGGUCGCGACGAUAUCAGCUCCGUGGAAUUAUAUCUACUCCGCCUCUGUCCACCUCCUCUACGACGUGCGUUACUCUUCCGCCUAG
Opisthorchis viverrini is the source of this 216-nucleotide messenger RNA. RefSeq lists its product as hypothetical. The transcript has 3 exons. The annotation marks the transcript as partial. The record is from RefSeq and is a predicted model, not a curated record. NCBI's taxonomy places the organism in Eukaryota, Metazoa, Platyhelminthes, Trematoda, Opisthorchiida, Opisthorchiidae.